AUGGCAGAACCCCUGUAUCAUGAUGCGCUGGCCGACGAGUUGGUCGUCCAGGAAGUCAUUCUCGACUCCCUCCAGGGCGAACACUUCGAUGGGGCCGAACAGGAGCGCCAGGAGGCGAGGCGCGAGAUUGCCAGGUUGAGGGCCCUUCUCAGUCAGCCGCCGGGACCUGCUCAAACCCCCAACAGGGACUCGAGCUGCGAUGGAGACGGCCGUGACGAUGCCCAAGCCCAGAGCCGCCAUUCUCUGCCCACCUCGACAACCCCAACAGCGCGACUAUCCGCCAGCGUGGAACCAGCCAGUUCGCGCCGUAGCUCGGCGGCAUUUUCGACUCGCACGCUCAGGAUGGACAAUGACAUCUGGAGAAGCCCAGGUGCCCGCUCUCUGCCGAGUCGCAAGCGAGUUAAUGGAUUCGCCACACCGCAAGACAGCGCCAGCAGUGUCAUAGACAUUAUCGACCUUACUGGGGAUGACGUCGAUUACGAUGCGACAUGCAUCGCUCAACAUAUCAAAGAAGAGAAGACACGAGCAGGAGAUGAGACAGGAGUCUGGCUCAGCAGCUUUCGAGCCAAGGAGAUCCUGCUCCAGUCGUCCCGUCUACUCCGGCUCCAGGACGGCCGGGAGCAGUCGGUUUCGCACCGGCUUCGAGCAUGUAUGGCCCCCAGGACUCCAGCCUUGCCGAGCUCCGGCAGCGUGAGCCUGCUUGAUGCCAUUGACAAACCCAGCAUGCUCGACUAUGCCAACCAGCUCGACGCUGAAGGAAAUCCCUUUGCCGACAGGUUAUCCAGCUUUCUUGACCACGCGUACCAUGAUCCCAAUUCACUCUACCACCACCAGGAACUCGCCUUGUCUUGGAUGAAGAAAAUGGAGGAGGGUACCAACAAAGGCGGCAUCUUGGCCGACGACAUGGGUCUCGGCAAGACGAUAUCCACCCUGGCUCUCAUGUUGGCAAGACCUGCCGUAGGGCGACCCAAGACGAACUUGAUUAUCGGGCCGCUCUCGCUAGUACGCCAGUGGGAGGAAGAGAUUUCGAAGAAGACUAAGCUCUCGCAUCGCAUGUCCGUCUUCGUAUAUCACAACACCAAGGCGAUGACGGAUGACUUGCUCAGAUACGACGUUGUCCUAACGACGUACGGCACAAUCGCUCAAGAACUAAAGCGGCUGGAGAAGUUCAUGGAGGACAACGCCGAUCGGAACAUUGACUUAAACGACAGGGCCAACGCUCUCAAAUUUCCCUUGCUGCACCCGACCAAAGCUGUCUUUCAUAGAGUCGUGCUCGACGAGGCACAGUGCAUUAAGAACAGGAAGACCAAGACGGCGAAAGCCUGCCACGCGCUCAAAUCCACAUAUCGGUGGUGCCUCACUGGUACCCCGAUGAUGAAUGGGGUCCUCGAACUCUUCUCUCUUGUUCAGUUCCUCCACAUCAAGCCUUACUGCGUGUGGGAGAAUUUUCGACAGGCGUUUGGCAUCCUUUGCGGUCUCAAGGGCGAUGCAAGAGCGUCGCCAUGA
This is a messenger RNA of Hirsutella rhossiliensis, 1506 nucleotides long. RefSeq names its product putative ATP-dependent helicase. Gene Ontology annotation, molecular function: ATP binding; ATP-dependent chromatin remodeler activity. The transcript has 9 exons. Lineage: Eukaryota; Fungi; Ascomycota; Sordariomycetes; Hypocreales; Ophiocordycipitaceae. The coding region runs from base 1 to 1506 and encodes 501 amino acids. Gene Ontology annotation, cellular component: cytoplasm. The record is from RefSeq and is a predicted model, not a curated record.